Molecule: messenger RNA, 1674 nt
Organism: Diabrotica balteata
Lineage: Eukaryota; Metazoa; Arthropoda; Insecta; Coleoptera; Chrysomelidae
Source: the annotation of a GenBank genome assembly
AUGAUAAAGGAGAGCGAUUGUGAUAGCAGUAUCGGAUCACCGGAACCUGCAAUGGGAGCUGAAAAUGGUACAGAUUUAACCAUAGCAUCUAAACAAGUACACAAUCGCCUAGAAGAAACUAGUCAGACUGAACCUAAGAUGGCCACUAGUAUAUCGCCUACGUCACAUUUAAACGGAGCCACAACCAUACCUAGAAGUACCCAACCAAGUACAAUAGCAGAAACACCGCCUAGUAUCAUGACUACUACGAUGAAUAACCAACCUCCCCCUCCAACUCCCUCUUCAAUGGCACCUCCUAGUAAUACUCUAAUGAGUUCCCAGCAACCAGCAGUUAUGCCACAAUUUAUUUUAGCGUCAGGUCAACUAGUCCAGGGAAUUCAAGGGGCCCAGUUACUUAUACCUACUUCUCAAGGUUUAGCAACCCAAACUAUUCUGACAAUCCCAGUUAACCAUGUAAAUAGUUCGGACCAGAUGGUUAAUCUGGCACUAAAUAAUGGACAAGUGAUGCAGACAUCUUUAGCCAAUUUGCAAGCCAUGGCUCAAACUAAUUUAUUAACUAAUCCCACUAAUCCAGUACCUCCAACAUCAAAUGGGACGAUAAAUCCAAACCUCCUUAAUCCCGCCACUCUAACCCACCUUCUCUCUAACGGCUCCGCACAGCAGCUACUUCAGUCGCUUCCCCAGCUUCUCAGCAACCACCAUCACACAAACCCUAAUCCCUCACCUUUAAUAAACCCCCUAACUCAACCGAUACAUCCCAAUCGAUCACCUCUACUGAACAGUUCGCCCAUGUUAAAUUCAUCUCCUCCUCAAUCAAGCCAAACCCGAAACCAAAUAAACGUGCCGAAUAUGGGUUCAUCGCCAUUAUCAUCAGUUCCUUUGGGUUCCACGUCGAUGGGUACUGCUCCGAGUCAUUUAGUAACAAGUCAGAGUAGUCACUAUGUAGAUACUAAAAUGCAUGGAACUAAUUUAGGCAACAUUCCGAGAAAUCCGUCACCAGGAGAUAAUAAUUGUAGAAUUAAUGGAGAAAUUAGUAUUAAUACCAACCAUGGAAAUGUUUCUAGUCAAGCCAUGAAGAGGUCGCCAAGCUCUCUUUCGCCCAAUUGUACUGACAAUUCCACUGCUGACUUACUAGUUGAUUCACCAAAUCAACCCACCAUAAACCAAACAAAUUCCAACGUUGUAGACGGUAUAAACUUGGACGAAAUCAAAGAUUUUGCCAAAGCUUUCAAACUAAGACGGUUAUCUCUAGGUCUAACUCAAACACAAGUGGGACAGGCUCUUAGCGUAACGGAAGGACCAGCUUACAGUCAGAGUGCUAUAUGCAGGUUCGAAAAGUUAGAUAUCACACCCAAGAGCGCUCAAAAAAUCAAGCCGGUUCUAGAAAGGUGGAUGAAAGAAGCCGAGGACAGGUACAAAAGCGGCCAAAACCAUCUUACAGAUUUUAUUGGUAUAGAACCUUCGAAAAAAAGAAAAAGGCGAACUUCUUUCACACCUCAGGCGUUAGAACUUUUGAAUGCACAUUUUGAAAGGAACACCCACCCGUCAGGUACCGAAAUAACAGGACUAGCACAUCAGCUCGGCUAUGAACGAGAAGUGAUACGAAUUUGGUUCUGUAACAAACGACAGGCUCUCAAGAACACCGUUAGGAUGAUGUCCAAAGGGAUGGUUUAA